GGGUUUGUCCGGUCAAACACACACACUCACACACUCUCACACAGAGACUGUCAUCUCACCGCAGUUGUGCGCAGACUGGGGGAAUUAAGGAAAUACCGGAGGAGCAGAAGAAGAGGGAGGUGAAGGAGACGAAGAAGAAGAAGGAGACGGAGGAGGACGACGCAGCCUUUCACGCAAACUGAAACUUUGAGCGAUGGAGAAUUUUUCCAGCAUCAACCGGUUUCGUUCCGCAGUGUUCAACCACGACGAUGAGGACCAGGACAAGGAAUACGUUGGUUUUGCCACGUUGCCAAACCAGGUGCAUCGCAAGUCCGUCAAGAAGGGAUUUGACUUCACACUCAUGGUGGCAGGGGAGUCUGGCCUGGGAAAGUCCACUCUGGUCAACAGCCUGUUUCUCACAGAUCUUUACAAAGAUAGGAAACUGCUCAACGCUGAAGAGCGAAUCACACAAACUGUAGAAAUCACCAAACACACGGUGGAUAUAGAAGAGAAAGGUGUGAAACUCAAACUCACCAUCGUGGACACGCCUGGGUUUGGAGACGCUGUAAACAACACUGAAUGCUGGAAGUCGGUGACUGACUACAUCGACCAGCAGUUCGAGCAAUACUUCAGGGACGAGAGUGGCCUCAACCGCAAGAACAUCCAGGACAACCGCGUGCACUGCUGCCUGUACUUCAUCUCACCCUUCGGUCAUGGCCUUCGACCUUUGGAUGUGGAAUUUAUGAAAGCUCUGCAUGAGAAGGUCAACAUCGUCCCUAUUUUGGCCAAAGCUGACACACUCACCCCGAGUGAGGUGAAGAAAAAGAAAUACAAGAUCAGAGAGGAGAUUGAGCAGUACGGUAUCAAGAUUUACCAGUUUCCUGACUGUGACUCUGACGAAGACGAGGACUUUAAGCAGCAGGACCACGAACUGAAGGAAAGUAUUCCCUUCGCUGUAAUCGGCAGCAACACAGUGGUGGAGGCCAAAGGGAAGAGGGUGAGGGGCCGCCUGUAUCCCUGGGGCAUCGUAGAAGUGGAGAACUCGGCGCACUGUGACUUUGUGAAGCUGAGGAACAUGCUCGUCCGCUCGCACAUGCAAGAUCUGAAGGACGUGACCCGGGAGACCCACUACGAGAACUACAGAGCCCAGUGCAUCCAGAGCAUGACCCGCAUGGUGGUGAAGGAACGCAACCGCAACAAACUAACCCGGGAGAGUGGCACAGACUUCCCCAUCCCCGCAUUGACUGGGGGGAUGGACAGCGAGACGGAAAAACUCAUCCGAGAGAAAGAUGAGGAGCUGCGGCGGAUGCAGGAGAUGCUGCUGAGGAUCCAGGAUCAGAUGCACUCUCAGAAAGAUGCCUAUUAACACAGGACACCUGUCACACCACGGUCUGACAUUCACUGCACCGCUGCUGCAAAACACUCCACCCUCCUCCACUCUGCUGUUUUCUGUCAAAAAGAAUGAAAUGAUUAAAAAUGGCCAGAUCUGAUGUUUGUUUGAAUGAAUCAGUGUUUAGUUUGAGGGUUAGUUCACGUAUCUGAACUUUAUUUAGCCACAUGAUCGCAGGGGUUUUGUUUGACAUUUUUUUUUUACAUGAGGUCUUAUAUGAGGUUUACAUCAUCAAAGACUGGUGACCUGCUCAGAUUUUUUUAUAAGCACGCUUUCCUGGUGCAAGUGUUUAUUUUUUAAUUAUAAAGGUCAACAUGCAUAUAUAUAUAUAUGUGUAUAUAUAUACUGUCAUAAUUUAAUUUUCUAUAAUACACCUUUUUUCUACGUUUUUUCAUCUUUUACUGUGCAUGUCUCUAGUUUUGAUUUAACUACACCUCACAGCACUGCUUGACAUGAUGUAUAGAUGAAUGUUUUAUGUAGCAGUUGAUUUGGUCUAAACUUAUUAUGAUGAUUCUUUCAUUGAUAUUUGAAGCUUUGUCCGUUUUCAGCAUGGCUGCUCGAUGUCAGCCACAACUCACAUAAGAAUCCAAUUUUGGUUAUUGAUCGCCAUAUCUUCAUUUGAAAUAAUCCAGAUUUUUAGACGACAGAGGACAUCCUUUAUUAUUAUUAUUUCUAUUUGGAAAUAUCCCCAAAUCAAAGUUGUUUCAGAGUCGUUCAUCUCAUACAUGUUUGACCCGUUUCAUCAGGUCACAUGAGUGAGCUGAUGACUCGUCAGUGGUCAGAGAUGAUCUGGAGUUUAAAAAGACAAGACCCUUGAUUUUGCAUGAGCUGGUUGUCUAAGGGGUUCGCACCAGAGUCCAUGCAGUGUAUUUAUUUUUGCAUGUGUUUUGUGAAGGUUACUCAGAAUGCAGAUCAGUGUAGUGAUCAUAGGGUUAUUUAUGGGCAAGGAAAGUAUGUACUGUCUGGGGGAAAUUGUUUUGGUUGGUUUAAAUUAUGUCCUCACUUCAUGGGACCUUGAACAUGCGCUUACUUUAACGUUUAUAACCAAAGCCAACAACGACAAACUUCAUUGUCCUAAAUGUUUCCUUUUCAAAGAGUGGGUUUUGUUUUAUUUUGACAUGAAGAAUAUUGUUGUGGAAUAACUUAUCAAAGGCAAGAGUGACGGAACUCUGAUGAUUCUGCCAUGUAGUGUACCCUUGGUUUACAAAGAAAAGAAAAAAACAUUCCUUGAGCUUCUGUCCCUGAGUCAGGUAUUAGUUAUUUUCCUUUAUUUUUUUCUUAAUUGAGUUGUUUUAUAUUUGACUUUUUUGUUAUUCUACUCUUGGAGUAUUUAUGUAAUAAAUUUAAAAAAUGAAAUACAUAUGAAGAGGACGAUAUGUACAAAUUCUAAUAUUGUAAUAAAAUUCAAAAAUGA
This is a messenger RNA of Pleuronectes platessa (European plaice), 2783 nucleotides long. It is a transcript of the gene septin4b, whose product is annotated as septin 4b. The coding region runs from base 194 to 1345 and encodes 383 amino acids. NCBI's taxonomy places the organism in Eukaryota, Metazoa, Chordata, Actinopteri, Pleuronectiformes, Pleuronectidae. Gene Ontology annotation, biological process: cytoskeleton-dependent cytokinesis; regulation of exocytosis. Gene Ontology annotation, molecular function: GTP binding; GTPase activity; molecular adaptor activity. The record is from RefSeq and is a predicted model, not a curated record. The transcript is spliced from 13 exons. Gene Ontology annotation, cellular component: septin ring; cell division site; synaptic vesicle.